Messenger RNA from Monoraphidium neglectum, 774 nucleotides. RefSeq names its product 60S ribosomal protein L8. The coding region runs from base 1 to 774 and encodes 257 amino acids. The record is from RefSeq and is a predicted model, not a curated record. NCBI's taxonomy places the organism in Eukaryota, Viridiplantae, Chlorophyta, Chlorophyceae, Sphaeropleales, Selenastraceae. The transcript is spliced from 3 exons. Gene Ontology annotation, cellular component: cytosolic large ribosomal subunit; ribosome. Gene Ontology annotation, molecular function: RNA binding; structural constituent of ribosome. Gene Ontology annotation, biological process: cytoplasmic translation.
AUGGGGCGCGUGAUCCGCACCCAGCGUAAGGGCCGCGGCUCCGUGUUCAAGUCUCACAACACGCACCGCAAGGGCGCGGCCAAGCACCGCGUCUAUGAUUCCGCCGAGAGGCACGCCUACAUCAAGGGCGUGGUGGCGGAGAUCAUCCACGACCCCGGGCGUGGCGCGCCCCUGGCCAAGGUGGUGUACCGCGACCCGGUGCGCUACAAGCUGCAGAAGGAGCUGACCAUCGCGGCGGAGGGCCUCUACUCUGGCCAGUUUGUGUACGCCGGCAAGAAGGCCGUGCUGUCGAUCGGCAACACCCUGCCCCUGGGCGAGAUGCCCGAGGGUACCAUCGUGUGCAACGUGGAGGCCAAGGUCGGCGACCGCGGCACCCUGGCGCGCUGCAGCGGCGACUACGCCAUCGUGGUGGCGCACAACCCCGACUCGGGCAUCACGCGCAUCAAGCUGCCCAGCGGCUCCAAGAAGGUGGUGCCCAGCUCGUGCCGCGCGACCGUCGGCCAGGUGUCCGGCGGCGGCCGUACCGAGAAGCCCAUGCUCAAGGCCGGCCGCGCCUACUGGCAGGCCAAGGCCAAGCGCAACAACUGGCCUGUGGUGCGCGGUGUGGCGAUGAACCCCGUGGAGCAUCCCCACGGUGGUGGUAACCACCAGCACAUCGGCCACGCGUCCACCGUCAGCCGCUGGGCCGCGCCCGGCCAGAAGGUCGGCCUCAUCGCCGCACGCCGCACCGGUCGCCUGCGCGGCACCAACGUCGUCAAGCAGGACAAGGAGUAG